GAUUUUGUUUGUUCCUCAAUUUCUCAAAAAUUCAACAAUCCAUCCAUCAAUUAUCACAGGAGUUCUCAAAGACACAAACUUUAUUUUCUUUUGAUUUGCUUUUGUGCAUUUCAUCAAUAUAGAAUCUUUUUCUGCAACAUAUUCUGAUCAUUGAAAAAUCACCGCAUUUCCUCAUUCCUAAACCCUGGGAAUCAAAGCAACAAUGGCCGAUCCGCAACCUAGUAUCACAUCCAUCCUGGCUGCUUUAGGUAUUUCUUUCCUACUGCUAUUGAUCAUAGAAUCCUGAAACUAACUUCCUUUCAGCAGCGCAGCGACCUAAUGCGACCCCUCCGCAAAAUCAGCAGCCUGCAUACCAGCCUCCCCCUCAACAACAGUCAAAUCCUUAUGGACAACCUGGUGGAUACUCUUUACCUCAACCUACAAACUCGGGCAGUGUUGAUCUCAGCAAUAUCAAACCAGUAAACUCUGGAACUGUUAGUAUUCAAGAUGCUAUCGCAAAAGCAAAGGUGAUUGCUGCUGAGAAGGGCGUCUCCUACGACAGAGCUCCAUCUUAUGGUGGACAGCACCAGCCCAUGCCUUCCGGUAGACCAUACAGUCCACGAUCAAGAUCCAGAUCUCCACAGCCAACACGUCGCGAUGCAUUCCGUGAUAAUUUCAACCCAUAUCGUGAUGAAAGACGAGGCCCACCUGGAAGAGAUUAUCGCGAACGUUCAUUUUCUCCCGGCGUACGAGGUAGAGGUCCUACUGAUGCUUUCCAACCUCCGCAUGGGGGCUCAAGUGGCUAUGUUCGUGAGCGCUCUCCAAUACGCGGUGGAGAGGAUAACGUCGAAUCAAUCUCGAUUGAAUCGAAUCUUGUAGGAUUGAUCAUUGGCAGACAAGGCGAGAACUUGAGAAGAGUGGAGUCGGAAACCGGCUGCAGAGUACAAUUCAUUACUGGUCCUGAUGAAACAGGUCCUUUCAGAACUUGCAAAAUCACUGGUCCUCGUGCUCGUAGAGCCGAUGCUAAGGCUGAGAUUACUCGUAUCAUCGAUGAUAGUGGUUUGGGCCCGCUUUCAGACCGAGCCCCAAGGCAAGAUAAUAACACCAGAGAUUCAUCACACCAACCAGCAUUGAGAGAUGGCGAGGAUAGUAUGCAAAUCAUGGUUCCGGAUAGAACAGUUGGUCUUAUUAUUGGUCGUGGUGGAGAGACGAUCAGGGAUCUUCAAGAGCGAAGUGGAUGCCAUGUCAAUAUCGUUGGUGAGCAGAAGAGUGUUAAUGGGCUUCGACCUGUCAACCUCAUAGGUACUCGAGAGGCUGCCGCCAUGGCCAAAGACCUAAUCAUGGAAAUUGUGGAAAGCGAUAGUAAGAGUGCACCAAAAGAACGCGCGCCCGCUCCAAGAGAGAACAACCGUGAUACGGGCUACGGUGGUGGUUAUGGUAGCGGCGGCGGUGGUCAAGGAGAUAAGAUCAAUGAUUCUAUCUUCGUACCUUCCGAGGCUGUAGGCAUGAUUAUCGGGAAAGGUGGAGAAACGAUUAAAGACAUGCAAAAUACGACUGGUUGCAAGAUCAACGUUACCCAGUCUUCAGGACCAGGUGAGGUUGAACGUGAAAUUGGUCUUGUAGGUUCCCAACAAGCUAUAGCAGCUGCCAAACGAGCCAUCGAGGACAAAGUUGAGGCUGUAGUAAGUAAAUCAUGCUCUAUUAUCACAACAUUUCUAACAUCAAGUAGCAACAGAAGAAUAAUGGUGGUGGCGGUGGAGGUGGUCAUCGUAACAAUCGUGGACACCAGAAUCAACAGAAUGAUUAUGGAGACCGUGGAUAUUCUCAACAAUCAUACUCCCAGCCACAAGGACAACAAGGACAACAAGGACAACAAGCACCUCCAGUCGGUGCUGAAGACCCUUAUGCAGCUUGUAAGUUUCAAUUCUGGUUAGUUUGGAAUUUCACUGAUUAAUUUAGAUGGUGGAUAUGCCAAUUAUGCCCAACUUUGGUAUCAGGCAUUGGCCGCGCAAGGUCAAAGUGAUACAACCAAACCGCCAGGAACUUCGUAACUUUACGACAGUGAUUAUCAGCCGUAGGAUGACUCCGACAUUUGAUUUUGCAUGAUUCGCAUGACUUGCAUGACAUACGCUGAGACCAUGACUUUCGAUUCAUUUUUCGUCGAUAUAGUAUGCCUGCAUUGCACAUGAUGACGAUGACCGAAAAUAUUCGUACUUUUUCAUUACUGGCCUGACAUUGGUAUACUAUCUUCACUGAGUUGAUUACGCAGCCCAGGAUACUCUAACCUAUGGAUACACGAUAUUAGUAUGCAUUACUAUUUUUACGAUUCUUGAACAUGCUUUUUAUCAAACCAUCCGGAGCAGAAAACUAAAAAGAGAUAAUAUCGAAGAACCAGAUCUUAUCUAUUAGUAGAUGAUGACCACAUGGCGUAUUAUCUACUUUGAUUUGUGCAUUGCAAUUGACCUGACAAUCUACUUCUGCUUGACACCCAUGAUUUGGGCUUUCGGUACUGGAUUUGAUCUGCUUGCAAUAUUGAUAUUCAUGCAUGAACGUCUCUUCAAUGGCUCUUAUUUUCCAUUAAUUCUCUGGUCAGCAUAAUCACGUACUUGUCAAUGGAAUCUCGAUGUUCAAUUUCUUGAUGAGAUGUGAUGCUUACACGGGCAAAAUUGGUUUGGUUGGUGAGCAUGAUUUGGUCUGGACAUAUUUCAACAUGGUGCUGCUUGCAUGCAUGAUUUGAAUGCAACUGAUGAUUUACUUGCUUUGCUGAGUAAUUUUGAAUUUUGGCUUUUGCUUUUGCUAUUGCUUGCUUGCUCGACUAUUUAAUCGAGUUUCUGUUUCGUUUUUCUUACUUCCGCGCGACGAAUGGAUGGAUGGCACUUACCUCGAAGGUAUAGUUGAUUUGGUUUUUAUGUGUUGGAUGGACGGUGGAGAUACUACUAAAAAAAAUCCAUGGACGGAAUGGAGUGGUGGAAUGGAGGAUGGAUGGCUUUGGAAGCUGAUGAAUGUAAGAUAGUAAUAAAAAAAAUUG
This is a messenger RNA of Sclerotinia trifoliorum, 3007 nucleotides long. Lineage: Eukaryota; Fungi; Ascomycota; Leotiomycetes; Helotiales; Sclerotiniaceae. The record is from the annotation of a GenBank genome assembly.